Messenger RNA from Aspergillus calidoustus, 1872 nucleotides. The record is from the annotation of a GenBank genome assembly. Lineage: Eukaryota; Fungi; Ascomycota; Eurotiomycetes; Eurotiales; Aspergillaceae.
AUGCCUAACUCACGGCGUCCUGCUACAACAAAUAAUUUCAAUAGCACUCACGGUUACCAGUUCAACAACGCAGGUAGUGGCAUACAGAUUAACAACCCUACUUUCAAUGGCGAUGCAAACUUUGACCGCGAUUCUUGGGUUAAGCGCCAAAACGAAGUCUUGAGAAGCCUGGAUGUCGCGCCGCAUCGUGACCAGAGACCCCACGCAGACGACGGAAAGCGUGAUACUUUGUAUGCCUUCCUCGAGAACCCGGCCUACCAGUCGUGGCAAGCCAGUGAAAGCUCGCAGGUUCUUUGGGCCGUUAGCUCUGGAGUCGACAAGUCCGUUAUCACUGCCUACCUGGCUGAUUCACUCCCUACAAAAGACGGAUCCCGAGCAACUGGAUACUUCUUUUUCAGAGGUGGAGGACACAGCGAUGACCUGAAUAAAAUUACAACCGCACUCUGUUGCAUUCUUCACCAAAUCUUUGACCAGGACCGAACCUUGCUGACAGAGCGUAUUGUUAAAAAGUUCGAGUCCCGCCAGUCAAUCGUCCGCGACUUCCAUGGGCUCUGGGAUAUCCUGCUGAAAGCCGCCGAGGAAAAGAGGUCCGGCAAAAUCAUUUGCCUCUUGGAUGCUGUGAAUGAGUGCGAGCAGAAAGGACGGGCCAAUCUCAUAGAAUCGUUAAGCGCGCUCCUUUCAAGCCAGGGCCGUUGCAGAUGUAAUCUGAAGGUCUGGAUUACGAGCAGCUCGACCGGACUCGGUCAAAGCGACUUGCACUUUCUAGAAAGACAGGAAUUACUCAUUCUAUAUAUUGGUGUCGUGCGGGCUGGUGACGAGGCCACUGUGUCACCAACGGAGGCCGAUGCCGAAAUACCUGCAUCACUGGAUCCAAUGGUCUACACGCUGGCCAGUUUCUACUUUCGUAUGGCGGAAAGAAAGAUCGACACGUCCCUCGGACACUGGAAUAGCCGCCUCCAUUACAUACAAGCAGAGACUUUGAACUCAUUAGCCUACCUUGCUCUUUCUAUGCAAGCAGAAGGAAACUAUGAAGCAGCGGAGCGCCUCCUCAGAACAGUAUGGCAACGGUCCGACAAGGUGUUUGGGCGUCCGCAUCUCGUCACGAUUCAUCACCAGGGAGACCUCGCUAUGUGUAUACUCCUUCAACGCAAGUUCCGGGAAGCAGAGCAAAUAUUUCAUGACAUCGUCGCCAAGCACGAACGUCUGAGUGGGAGGUUCUCAGAGCGCACCCUCUACGCUUUAUGGGAACUUGGAUGGUGUCAACUCGCGCAUGGAAGGAGUCUUUCAAAGAUGGCAGAGUCUCGACGUAUAUGUCUGCAACAUGCUGAAAUGGUGUUUCGAGAUGUCCACGAAAGACGCAGGCCACGGCAGCAAGAUAGUCCCAACUUCGAGAAAAUAGCCGAAGACCUAUUGUGGCUUGGCAGAUCGCUAUAUGAACAACAAAAACACGAAGACGCGCAACGGUGCCUCAAGGAAGGUCUGCAACCCGGACUUGCCCGCGACGACCUGCUAUCGAUCCAAAUCCUGUGGCUACUCGGGGAAUCCCUACGCGAGCAAGAGAAAUAUGCAGAAGCCGAGGCGGCCUACCGAGGAUGCCAUGAGGAGCUACAUGCUCACGAACAGCUACUGGCCCCGGAUCAUCGUGACACAGUCCCGAGACUUGUGGUUUUGAACAGAAUUGGGACCUGUCACUUGGCGCGAGGGCGGUUCGAGGAUGCAAGAAAAGCAUUCCGGGAAGCCUACGAGGGACAAUUGAAGACAUGGCGUCAUGAUCAUAAAGAAACGCGGCACUCCAAGAUGGGGCUCGAAACCGCCGUGGCUUGUCAGGAGACGAUUAUGUACACUCUAUUUGAUUCGCAGACGGAAGAUUGA